Lynx canadensis (Canada lynx) is the source of this 968-nucleotide messenger RNA. RefSeq names its product proline rich 15 (gene PRR15). The coding region runs from base 1 to 381 and encodes 126 amino acids. The transcript has a single exon. The record is from RefSeq and is a predicted model, not a curated record. Lineage: Eukaryota; Metazoa; Chordata; Mammalia; Carnivora; Felidae.
AUGGCCGACAGCGGCGGCACGGGCAGCUCUGGGUCCUGGUGGAAAUCGCUAACCAACAGCAGAAAGAAAAGCAAGGAAGCCGCGGUAGGGGCGCAGCCUCCCGCCCAGCCUGCCCCCGGGGAGCCCGCGCCACCCAGCGCCGACUCGACUGGCAGCUCCCGGGAGAAUCAGCACCCCAAUCUCCUUGGGGGCGCCGGCGAGCCCCACAAGCCGGACAAGUUGUGCGGGGAGAAGUCAGGCAGCAGCCGCCGCAAUUUGAAGAUCUCGCGCUCCGGCCGCUUUAAGGAGAAGAGGAAAGUGCGCGCCACUCUGCUCCCCGAAGGAGUCAGGUCCCCUGAGGAGGCGGGCUUCCCUGGUGACCCCCACGACGACAAGCAAUAGCCACAGCGCGGCGGGACUGUCUUUCUCCCCGCCACUCCUCCCUACCCUAGCCCGAGAAUUGCGGCCCGCCCCAGUACCUGGUUCUAAUCCCACCAACUUCUGAGUAUUCACACAAGGCCUCCACGAUUUUAAUUUCCUGGAAAUUGAAGUGUCGGUUAAGUUUUCAAUAUUUCAUGGCUCGAGGAGGCACUGAAUAUGUACUUGUGGUAAGCGAAGAUACCUGCCACAGAGGAAGUUGGCAUAAUCCUUUUUUUCCCCCAAGAGUGGCCCCUUGUGCCACCUGGGGAGUGAGAAGGGUACUUCUCUGAGUGGGUCACUCACCUGGAACUGCACAGCCCCUCCAACGAGGAAGCAGUGCUCCGAUUCAGGACUCGCUAUUGGAGAGCAAAUCACACUGCUGUUUUCAAGGCCAGAGAAAUGCACUUUAGAAGUACUUGUGUAGACUCGUACCUAAGGGAAGGGCUGAGAGGGAGCAGGAAGCAUUCUUAGGUAGAAGCAUUAGAAGUAAGGCAAGGUUGCUUUUAAUGUUGAACUACAAAACUGUACUGCCUGUUUUAGUGUGGACCAUUAAACCCGCUGCACCCUAA